This is a messenger RNA of Penicillium coprophilum, 255 nucleotides long. RefSeq lists its product as uncharacterized. Bases 1 to 255 code for a protein of 84 amino acids. Lineage: Eukaryota; Fungi; Ascomycota; Eurotiomycetes; Eurotiales; Aspergillaceae. The record is from RefSeq and is a predicted model, not a curated record. The transcript is spliced from 2 exons.
AUGUCAUUAAUGGGUGGGUAUGCACUUUAUGCGAUUCAUGCAGCUACGUUGAUUCACCCAACGCUUCUUACGACGACCUAUGACUUCUAUGUCGCUCUUUCACUUUCUUCACGCAAGCAUGUUUUGGCGUUUAUUGUCGGUAUCUGCUGUAUCAUAUACUCAUCAACCAGGAAAAAAUUGGAUCAAUUGUAUCUUCCAAAAUCAAGAUUGUUUAUCAACAGGUUCUGCAACUUGUCCUUUGCUAUCAAUACCUAG